This is a messenger RNA of Alternaria conjuncta, 1656 nucleotides long. RefSeq lists its product as uncharacterized. Gene Ontology annotation, molecular function: DNA-binding transcription factor activity; sequence-specific DNA binding. Gene Ontology annotation, cellular component: nucleus. Bases 1 to 1656 code for a protein of 551 amino acids. Gene Ontology annotation, biological process: positive regulation of transcription by RNA polymerase II. The record is from RefSeq and is a predicted model, not a curated record. Lineage: Eukaryota; Fungi; Ascomycota; Dothideomycetes; Pleosporales; Pleosporaceae. The transcript has 2 exons.
AUGCUUCCACCAAAGAACCGUCGUAAUGCAUCGGCUGCCGAAGAAGGCGGCUUGGUGAGGGAGCCCCGGCAGGCUGAAAUGGAACGCACGCAAGACACCUCGUCGUCUCCAGCGAGUGAGCCAACCAAUUCGCCUCCAACACAAUCGCCGGCAAGGGCUCCGGGCGCCCAUACCUUCUCCAGUUCUGGUUCAGAGAACGACCUACCGGUCCCUUUCGGUCGCGCAGGCAAAAUCGCUACUCCGGGGGCUUUGCCUAGAGUUACUUUCACCUUUUGGAAAAAUGAAGGCUGCCAUUGUUAUCAUGUCGAGACUAGGGGUGUCUCCGUAGCUCGUCGCGACGACAAUCGUAUGAUCAACGGCACAAAGCUGCUCACAUUGGCUGGUAUGACAGCAGCACGCAAAGGCGCUUUGCUGAAGAGUGAGAAGACUAAACACGUGGUUAAACUCGGGCCAACACAUUUCAAAGGCGUCUGGAUUCCGUUCGAGCGUGCCUUGGAAUUGGCGAACGCGGAAAAGGUCGUCGACUUGCUAUAUCCCUUGUUCGUGGAUGACAUCGGGUCACUCGUAUAUCAGACUUUGGAUCAGAAGCUCACGCCUCAUGUUGACUCUCAACCCCAAUUCGAAGAAGUGAAGGAAACGACUGGGGGUAGCAAAGCUAGAUCAGUCCACUCUUCUGUGAAGAAAGAGGAGGACGAGGAUUCACAACCGCUCGCCCUGCACACUGUGCAACAUGUCGAACUCCAGGAGCUAGGAAUUCUUGGGUCACUAUUCAGAUCUCUCACAGAGACGCUGGGACUCAUCAUGAAGGAGUUAAGGAGCCAAUCUAGUGAUGCUGGGCAUUACAUUUCUCUAGAGUCUACCUGUGCAACUUUGUUAUUCUGGGGUACCGACCUUGGACUGCCGCGAGGCGAGCUCGACAAUGUGCUCCAAGGCUCCCCCCAGUUGCGCGACACUUGUCUGGCCGUGCUCGUAUCCAUCUCUCGAUUUGUGAGCACUUCUUUGAUACACCUUGUCAUCAGUGAACAUCAUCGAAAAGAGAUUUUACAGUCCACCGAUUUUGCGACUGUUCUGGAACAAGUCACGGACAUGAUUGGUCGACAACAUGAUUUCGCUUAUCAACCCGAGCAAGACGCGGAGACAGUGUGUCAGACCCUCCGUACGAAGAUAGAUACACUGGUCAUGUUGGCACCCAGCCUGGAAUCGCCGGCUGAAGAAGUCUUCGACGAAGAGAAGCCUCGUACUAUCCAAGACAUGGGAGAAACCCUACCGGAACAGGCCUACGCUAGUAGUGUUGCAGAAAAGUUCCCUUUCGCUCCACCAGAAAUGGUGGCCCAACUUGGGAGAUUGAACUGGGAUCGAUAUAAUCACAUUCUUCGUCUGCAACGGGAAGCAAUGAAGCAGGAGCUUCAAGAGACCACUUUCGGAAAAGCGAAAACCAUAUUCCACGACUCGGGUCUGGGUACAUCGGUACCCGCACAAUCAGAUGCGGGAGUGAACGCAGAACCUGUCUACGAACCAUCGAUGAUGUCGAGCAGGGCUGAGGCAAGUCACAAGCGUGUGCCACCACUGCCAGCCCAAGCGCGGUCUGGCGAGCCUUUCACGUGCGAGAUCUGCGAAAAGCAGGUGCAGUUCCAACGGACCAAAGCAUGGAAGUAA